Aspergillus calidoustus is the source of this 1689-nucleotide messenger RNA. The record is from the annotation of a GenBank genome assembly. NCBI's taxonomy places the organism in Eukaryota, Fungi, Ascomycota, Eurotiomycetes, Eurotiales, Aspergillaceae.
AUGGACGAGAAGGAUGCUGCCACCCAGCAUAGACUCUCAUCAUGCCUCGCACAAAUCCAGCAAAUCUUCUCAACAUGCCAGACCCCAUCUAUCACGUUGGGUGUAGUCCACCACGGCCGCGUAAUCAUGAAGAACAGCAUCGGCCAUCGCGAUAGCGAGUUGACCCUCCCCGCCGACGAAGAUACUAUAUACAUGCUGGGCUCCUGCUCGAAGAUGUUCACGUCCGCCGCGGUGGGCAUCCUCGUCGACGAAGGGAAGCUUAGCUGGACCGACCGGAUCCAGAAGCAUCUCCCGGAGUUCAAUCCAGAGGGGGAUCCUAGAAUCGGACAGGAGGUAGAUAUUAUUGAUUGUUUCCGACAUACGACAGGCCUUGCCUCGCCUAUGAUGCUCACGGUGGGUCCGCGGGGAACGAUCGCGAGCGAUCCAGAAGACUUGAUUGCCAUCCUCAACGCGAUGCCUACUCGAAACGGAAACGGACAACAGAGGUUCAACAGGGAGUGGCUCUAUAACAACGCUGCCGCGGGCCUUAUGGCUCUCAUCGUGGAACGAGUCUCAGGCCAACGGUUCGCCGACUUUGUCCGGGAGCGUAUCCUGGAACCCCUCGGCAUGACCAGGACAGCAAUGACGCGAACUGAUAUCGAGAACGAUGACAAUAUUGCCGCGCCAUGCACGAAACUAAGCAAUGGGCAAUUCUAUCAUCUCCCAGAUUCUUCGUGGCCGUGUGAUGAGCAUUCGCCGCUCCUGGCUGGCAUGGGAAUACGCAGCAGCCUGAAUGACAUGCUUACCUGGUGCAUCGCGGUGCUGGACGCCGAGCGCAGCGAGAACGAUCCGUCCUACAAACGCACUGUCCCCAAUAACCCGCUGAAACAGAUGACCCGCGUCCGUCGCGGGUACUGGACACGUCCAGCAGACGAUCCGGACUUCAGCAAGCCCGCCGCGUAUGGGAUGGGCUGGUUCCGAGUCGGUCUGCCCUCAUCAAAGCUGAGCUCGUUUAGUGGGAAUGCCCUUUCGCAGGGCAAAGUGCAUCAGUGCCACCUGGAAUACAUCCUUGGAAAGGAAGAAGCACCCUCUCCGUUUACGGCGGUGGGGCAUACGGGGGGGAUGCGAGGGUCAGUGUUCAGCGUGUAUACGUUUCCGGAGACGCAGAGUGCGGUGGUGAUUGCGACAAACGGGAGGGAUUUGGGGGAUGCGAGUGACUUUACCGCGCAGAUCCUCAUACAGGCUCUGUUUGACUUGAAGCCGGUGGUUGAUUUGCUGCCUUGGGCGAAGAAGGAGGCGGAGCUUGCGGCAGGGUUUUAUCGUGAGCAUGUUGAAGCUCCGUGGGAGGAGAACAGGCGGCCGAAUGACCGGGAGCGAGAUCGCUUGAUCUAUGUGGGCGACUACCGGGGCUUCAACGAUCGGUUCACGUUGAGUGUUGUCGCUUCGAGUCAGCCUUCUGGUCCGGUGUCUUUGGCUGUGAUCUUUAACCACCGUCCUGCCUCCAAAUGUCCAUUGAUCUUCUACCAGACCGACGUGUACAGCUUCUUUCAGCCGGAUGAGGACUAUACGAGGACACAGGUGAUUAUUGCCAGGGAGCAUAAGCAGAUGUUGCUGAAGUUCCAGGUUGAUGAAGGGGGGGCAGUGGAGGGUCUGUGGUGGCAGUGGGAUAUAGAAGCGAAGCCAGCUUGGCUACAGAAAGUAUCUAGCUAG